Arachis duranensis is the source of this 461-nucleotide messenger RNA. RefSeq names its product alpha carbonic anhydrase 7. The record is from RefSeq and is a predicted model, not a curated record. Gene Ontology annotation, molecular function: zinc ion binding; carbonate dehydratase activity. Lineage: Eukaryota; Viridiplantae; Streptophyta; Magnoliopsida; Fabales; Fabaceae.
AGGAUGAGAGCGAGUUUAAUUACGAUGAAAAUAGUGAUAGAGGACCAUCUCAUUGGGGAGACAUAAAGCCAGAAUGGAGGACAUGCAAAACUGGAAAAAUGCAAUCACCAAUUGAUUUAAAUGACAGAAAAGUUCAAGUAGCAAAACUAGGACCCCUUAACUUGAACUACAAUCCCUCCAAUAAUGCUACCCUUAAGAAUAAGGGUCAUGAAAUACAGUUGGACAUUCAUGAACCAACAAGUUCUCUACAAAUUAAUGGAACCUCUUAUACACUUGUCAAUUUACAUUGGCACAUUCCAUCUGAACACACCAUUAAUAGACAAAGAUUCGAUCUAGAGCUACAUCUGGUGCAUCAAACUCCAAUAACUAAUCAAAUAGCAGUAAUUGGAAUACUUUACAAGAUUGGAACAAGAUCAGACCCAGUAUUGUUAUCGCUAAAGGAACCUUUGGAGGCACUGAAU